UCAUAACACUUUUGCCCCACCACCCAACGGUCGUCUGUCUUCCUCUCCUCUCUCGUAGAGAACUCCAACGGUCCUCUCUUGCACUCUCCGUUCAGAUCUCCGUUCACCUUGAUUUUUUCAAGCUCUAACAUUCGUCAGAUUUCGACUAGGCUUUAAGUGGAUGGGGCAGCAGAAGAGUCCUCGUCUUUGUUCUGAUGUACUCAUAUGGAACCAGAUCUAUAAAAAAUUUAAGGAGAUGCUGAAGUUCCAGCAGUCUCAGAUCGAAACCCUAAUUAACGAUCGCGAGUUUUUCGAGAACAGCUUCUACAUUCAGCACAAACAUUGGAGCAGCAAGGCACGGUUUCUUGAGUCCCAAAUCGCCAAGAUGAAGGAAGAGCAAGCUAAUACUCGCCUGGUUGAGGUUGCGAAGAUGGGUGUUUUGGUCGGGUUCAAAGAGUCAGAAGCGCUGUGCUACAAGACGCAGUUAGAGCUUGCUGAAAAUGAUUUGGAGGAAUUUCGUUCCUGUGUGGAGGCGUUAAGUGUUGAGAUGGAAAACACGAAGGAAAAGCUAAAAGGUUUUGGAGCUAUUGAAGUCAAGAAUGUAGAUUAUAUGAUUGAUCCUACUGGGUCAUUAGAAAAUUCUAAGGGGAGGAAUCAGCUCACAUUGUCCUUGAAACAGGAGAUAAAAAAACUGAAACAAGCUUACAGAGAGCUCAGUUCAAGAAGGGAUACUGAGGUUUCGGCUUUGUUAGCAGAAAAGGAUUUUGUUUGGAACCAAUUUAGGAAGAUAGAGAGUGACUACAUUGCUCUUGUUAAGACCAAGCAUACAGAAGCUGAUCAUCAAGCCAUGGAAACUAUUGAGAAACUCCAAGAUAAUGUUAAUAAAUUGCAGCAGACAAUAGAGAAGAAGGAUGAGCUUAUUGUGAAGUUAGAAGCAGAAAGAUCCAUACUUGAGUUAGAUGUUAGGAAACAUGCUGAAAAAGCAGAACAAGCUAAUAAUAAAAUGAAGAGGCUUCAUGCUGAUUUGGAUGAGCAUCGAUUGGCAGCCAUGGAGAAUGAAAAAAUAAUUGAUAAGUUAAGAAAAGAGCUUCACAUAAACAAGUUUGACAAGCCCAUUUCUUCGGAUAAAAUUAAAUGUGAAGGGAAGUUCAAAAUUGGAUCAGCUGGUGUUAGACAAAUUCAUCUGCAGAGGUGUUCGAGGAAACGUAACCUGGAAAGUUAUGACACCUACACAAGUCAAAAACAUGCAAAUUCUAGUGGGAUUACAUGUGAAACACCAGCAUGUAAUAACGUUCAUAAACCCCAACAAAAUUUGACUGAGAAAAAGAGGACUUAUUUUUCACCAGCAGAUGUGAAACCUUCAUUGUUCCAUUCUGAUUUCAAGGUUCCCAAGUUGAAGAAAUUUCGGCCACUACCUUAAUAAUUUUUAUUAAUCAUAAUUUCUAUGACAAUUUAUGCAUUAUUAGUCUUAUUUUUAGUGUUUUCAUUUUGUAAUUUAUGUAUAUAAACUGCAAUACUCAGUUUGGGAUUGUUUGUUGUUUCAGCAUAUGUAGA
Molecule: messenger RNA, 1533 nt
Organism: Phalaenopsis equestris
Lineage: Eukaryota; Viridiplantae; Streptophyta; Magnoliopsida; Asparagales; Orchidaceae
Product: interaptin-like
Exons: 6
Coding region: 161-1399 (412 amino acids)
Source: RefSeq, a predicted model, not a curated record